Messenger RNA from Limulus polyphemus (Atlantic horseshoe crab), 1875 nucleotides. RefSeq lists its product as uncharacterized. The transcript has 9 exons. The record is from RefSeq and is a predicted model, not a curated record. The coding region runs from base 292 to 1860 and encodes 522 amino acids. NCBI's taxonomy places the organism in Eukaryota, Metazoa, Arthropoda, Merostomata, Xiphosura, Limulidae. Gene Ontology annotation, cellular component: nucleus. Gene Ontology annotation, molecular function: zinc ion binding.
UGACCUUUCUGUGGCUAACAUCACAAACUAAAAGACGCAAGAAUGGUACAUGACUAAUGGCGUUAAUUCGUCGUAGAACGUAGGCAUGGGUGUUCGUAAUCAGCAAUGCACAUAAUACGAUAGUAAUUUUUUUUAUGUAUGUUCUAGUGAAAAGUUUUCUGAUUUUACCUGGAGGCUGGAAGGAAUACAGUAACAGAUAUGUCAUUUUUUGAGGUUACACCCAUUCAAAACAUUUUGGAGAGUUGAUGAAUCAGGCAAAAGAGAAUAAAAUUCAGUUGUACUGAUAGUACAAUGUCAUCUUCUAACCAAAGAAUGAAGACUUUAUUUGGAGAUUUAGGUAAACCUACCCUUCGAGGAAUCCGUAAAUGUCCUAAAUGUGGCACAUAUAAUGGAACCCGUAGACUGACUUGUAAAAACAAGACUUGUGAUGUAGUUUAUCGUGAUAGUGGAGAACAUAAGAAAUCUUCAAGACCUGAUGCAGUGAGAAUCAUCACAGGAUCUACAGACCAGUUGUAUUCUGUGCGUGUUCGGGACAGAGGCCCAGACUACAGGAGGUUUGUUCAGCUACCCCUGAUUGAUGCCAUAGGUAACUCUGACAUCUUAAAGCAGGGGCCUGCCCAUUGCUAUGUUGAAACAUGUGUUAAAUCAGCCCAACAGCAGGAAUUGAACUUGAACCCUUGCCAUCACAUCAAGGCUGCUGUGAACUGUCUUACAGAAGGUCAGCCUUUAACUUUAAAAAAUUCUGUUCUGAAUGCAUUGCCUAUAUCAACAGAAAUCAAACAGUCAAUUUGGUUACUAGCCACAGAAACUGCUGGGCCUUUAGUACAAAGGGUGUCCAAAAAUACAAUGGUAGUAAAAUGUAAGACAAGUACAAAGCAACCUUUAGGAUUCCUCCAUUUUUCAUUUUUUGGAAUGUCCAGAACAAGGGAUGCACAAGAUCGACGUUUUCAAUGUAGCUGUAAAACUUUUAAGCAAGAAGGUCAGAAAAGGUGUGUUCACUUUUAUGCCUGCAUCUGUGCUUUUGCAAGUGAUGAAAAGCUAUCAGAAGAAUUUUCCCACUACAUAACAUUAGACAAUACUUCUUCCCCAGAAAGGCAUUUGGUUGCAAUACUUAGUGAUCCAGAAUAUCAACAGUCAUGUGAAGUGAAAGUAGAAGUUCUGCCUGAAACAGCCAGUCUAAUUGCUGCAACAGAAGUGUCUCCGGUUAUUGAAGAAGUCCGCACACUAAAGAAAAGAAAGAAAGAUGAUUCUUUAGUACAAGCUAGCAAUGCUCUGUUGACGCUGCAGGACAGUGUAACAGCAGUAAAUAAAUCCAAAACCUCAGCAAAGAGAUUAAUAGGAUCUCAGUCUACAAAAAAGACAGGAUCUGUACCUAUUGAUGAAUCCACAAUCUCCAUUAGUUUUGAACAAUGGCUUGCAAGUGUUACUGAACGAAUCAAUGAAACCAUGCAUUACCAAUUUGAUGGUCAUCCUGACCAUCUGGUUUUUCAUGCUCCUGAAACAUUUCUAGAUUGCCUACAACAGAGAAUAGCUAUUGGUGGAAAGAAAAAAAGGCUACCAAAUUCAACAACAGCUUUUAUAAGAAAAGAUGCAUUACCAAUGGGUACCUUCUUAAAAUAUACAUGGCACAUUACGAAUAUUAUACACCUCAAGCAGAUUUUUGACACUCCAAAGAUGCCAUUAGAGAUAACCCGCAGUUUUGUGGAAAACCGAGAUGGGACAUAUGACUUAUACAAACAACCAAGUACAGAAGUUGAGGAGCUUGCAGAAAAUUUCUGUAAAACUCAAAAUACACCACUGAUAAAACCCUUUGAGCUUAAGACUUUCCUUAAAGUUGGUAAGAAUGUAUUUUCAUUAUAAUUUUUUUCUAAUAAU